Rattus rattus (black rat) is the source of this 3838-nucleotide messenger RNA. It is a transcript of the gene Ift54, whose product is annotated as TRAF3 interacting protein 1. Lineage: Eukaryota; Metazoa; Chordata; Mammalia; Rodentia; Muridae. Gene Ontology annotation, molecular function: microtubule binding. The coding region runs from base 114 to 2198 and encodes 694 amino acids. The record is from RefSeq and is a predicted model, not a curated record. Gene Ontology annotation, cellular component: axoneme; centrosome; ciliary basal body. The transcript is spliced from 17 exons. Gene Ontology annotation, biological process: regulation of microtubule cytoskeleton organization; cilium assembly; intraciliary transport.
AGCGGUGCACUGUGGGAUGGGAGACCGGCGCGCCGGGACAGCGGGCAUCUCGGGGCACCGGGCAGAGGCGCGGUGCGCGAGGAGGGGCGCGAGCGGUCGCGGGCGGCAGCGCCAUGAACGCGGCAGUGGUGCGGCGGACGCAGGAGGCUCUGGGCAAGGUUAUCCGGAGGCCGCCGCUCACCGAGAAGCUGCUCAACAAGCCACCGUUCCGCUACCUGCACGACAUCAUCACUGAGGUGAUUAGGAUAACUGGCUUCAUGAAGGGCCUCUACACAGAUGCUGAGAUGAAGUCAGAUAACGUCAAGGAUAAAGAUGCAAAGAUUAGCUUCUUACAGAAGGCCAUAGAUGUGGUCAUGAUGGUGUCAGGAGAACCCUUGGCAGCAAAACCAGCUAGAAUUGUGGCCGGGCACGAACCUGAAAGAACCAAUGAGCUGCUUCAGUUGAUUGGCAAGUGCUGCCUCAACAAGCUCUCCAGUGAUGAGGCUGUGAAGAGAGUCUUAGCUGGGGAGAAGGGGGACUCGAGAGGUCGGGUCCUGAGGACGUCGAAAGCACAAGAGCCCGACAACAAGAGUGUGAAGGAGGAAGAGUCCAGAACACAGAAAGAGGAGAAACGAAGCUCUGAGGUGAAGGAGAGAAGCGCAAGUGCAGAGCACAAACAGAAGGAGGAACUGAAGGAAGACAGCAAGCCUCGGGAGAAGGAGAGAGACAAGGAGAAGGCAAAGGAGGCUGACAGAGACCGACACAGAGAACCCGACAGGGACAGAAACAGAGACGGAGAGCGAGAGAAAGUCAGAGCACGGGCCAAGCAGGACAGGGACAGAAACAACAAAGAUCGGGACAGAGAGACUGAAAGGGACAGGGAUAGGGACAGGAGGAGUGAGGGUGGGAAAGAAAAAGAGAGGCAGAAGGACCGAGACCGUGACAAGGGAAAAGACCGGGAACGGCGGAAAUCGAAGAAUGGAGAACAUACCCGGGAUCCUGACAGGGAGAAGAGCAGAGAUGCAGACAAGUCAGAGAAAAAGUCAGCAAAUUCAGGGGAGAUAUCUAAAAAGUUGUCAGAAGGAUCUUUCAAAGAUGUCAAAGCAGAGAUGGAGGCUGACAUUUCUGUGGGAGCAUCCAAGUCUUCAACGUUAAAAGCAUCAAAACGGCGAUCCAAGAAUUCACUGGAAGGAAGGAAAGAGGAUAAUAUUUCAGCUAAGAUUUUAGACUCCAUAGUGUCGGGACUAAAUGACGAACCAGAUCAGGAAACGACAGCUCCAGAAAUAGGUAAGAGAAAUGCAUCCUUCAAAGCCAAUACUAACUCAACUAGUAUUUCAGAUGAUAACUCAGCUAGUCUGUGGCGGGAGAACGCUGAGCCAGAGCCAGCAGUAAAGCAGAAAGGUGACUCUCCCAGCGACGCAGAAGGAGAAGCUGUACCUACUGGCCAAGAUAAGCUGGAGGUGACAGAGAAUGCAGAAGUCUCAAAUGAGCUUCCCUCCAGCCUCAGAAGAAUACCUCGGCCUGGGAGUGCACGGCCAGCACCUCCCAGGGUCAAACGACAAGAGAGCACAGAAACACUGGCAGGGGACAGGUCGGGAAGUGGUAAGACGGUCUCCACUGUGAUCAUCGACUCCCAGAACUCCGACAAUGAGGACGAUGAGCAGUUUGUGGUGGAAGCUGCCCCUCAGCUGUCAGAAAUCGCAGAAAUUGAAAUGGUGCCAUCAGGGGACCUGGAGGAUGAGGAGAAGCAUGGUGGGCUCGUAAAAAAGAUCUUGGAGACGAAGAAGGAUUAUGAGAAACUGCAGCAGUCUCCCAAGCCUGGUGAGAAGGAGAGAUCCCUUAUCUUCGAGUCAGCAUGGAAGAAGGAGAAGGACAUCGUUUCCAAGGAGAUAGAGAAGCUCCGUGUGUCCAUCCAGACCCUGUGUAAGAGCGCACUUCCCCUGGGAAAGAUCAUGGACUACAUUCAGGAGGACGUGGAUGCCAUGCAGAAUGAGCUGCAGCUGUGGCACAGCGAGAACCGGCAGCAUGCCGAGGCCCUGAGCAAGGAGCAGAGCAUCACAGACAGUGCGGUGGAGCCCCUGAAGGCUGAGCUGUCUGAGCUGGAACAACAGAUCAAAGACCAGCAGGACAAGAUCUGUGCGGUGAAGGCCAACAUCCUGAAGAAUGAGGAGAAGAUCCAGAAAAUGGUGCACAGUAUCAACCUGUCAUCACGAAGAUGAGUGGCCAGCACUGCAGAGCUGGAACCAUCCUCCUCAUGAUGGACAAGGGGCAGGAACCGCCCCACUGAGCCCUGUCUGCUAAGACGAUGGCCUGCUGUGCCCUGACCCAGCUAAGGUCAGAGCUUUCAGUUUAGGCACUAAACUAUUAAAAGGCUGUGUUUCCUCCUUCCAGCUGCGGUACUCACUGCUUACAAAUAGCCCCAGCUCGCCUUUGUGGGAGGGCUUCUUUGUUUGUUUGUUUGUUUGGUUUUUUUUUUUUUUUUUUUUUUUUUUUUUUUUUUUUUUUUUUUUUUUUUUUGCAAAUACGUUUUUUCUGCUGCAGCCUGUUUGACCCUAUACCCUAGUUUUAGCAGGUAAGUUGUCUCAUCCUACUGGGCAAACAGCAGACUUUUGUUUCUGCUUUUGUGCCUCCCAGAAGGACUUCAUACUGGCACGGAGCAAAGGACAGCUAUGUAUUUUUGGUGGGUAUUUUAUAAAUAGAAUGAGGCCUGAAAUGUUUAAAUUGCCAUUUCAUUUCUACCUGAAGGGCGUCAUUUCAGCCCAUGUCCUUGUAAGGUGCCUGUCGCCUGUGUGGGGUUGCCGCCCUCUUACUGCACAGGCUUCUUUCUGCAUCCUCUGCAGAUUUGCUGUCUGCAUUUCUAUCCCUUAACGCUCAUAGGCUGAGAAGGAGGAUUUAGCAUAGCCUCUAUGGGCAUUGUGUGAUGGGAACCUGUCACAGGCUUACCACUGAGGCUUUCUGCAGCCCCCAGCAGCAUCCAGCUCACUCCUGAUGGAUGAGCAGUCCCCCAAGCCACCUUAAGAGGACAUUGUCGCAUGAAGAGGUAGCAUGGUCCUUCUCCGUGAAGGCGUGCUCCGAGAGUUGGGAGUGAGGAGAAACUGUGAGGAAGAGAGUACACCAAUUUACAAUUUGUGUUUAUUUUCCUUUUUUAAAGAUCCUUUUUUUUUUAAAAGUAAAGUUGUUUUUUUUAAAAAUGGUUUUUACUCAGUUUUUCACCUUCUGUAAAUACGUAUUAAGGUCUUGAAUUAUCGUAUAAAGGAUCUCUCUGUGUUUGGAGAUGUUCUUACUGGCAUAAGGUCUGAGGUGUUCCUUACGUUUCUGGGUAUUUAUUAUGUACACUACGUUGAACCCUGGGAAGUGUGAAGACUGCCUUAGCACGGUUUUGUGCCUCAAGGCUUAGCACAGGUGGCACAGCCAGUGUUUCUCAGUCAGUGGAAGGCAGCAGCCCAGUUCUCAGGGGGGCCUGGACAUGGUGGAGAUGUCGCUCAGCCUCUGAGUCUCUCCUGUCUGGAGCAUACCACCCCACCCUGCCAAACAGAUGCUUCCAAACAGUUUAGGAGAGGGAAGGAUUGCUUGCCAACCAGCCUCUGUAUGUUCAUGAUCUCUUUUCGACGGAAUUCAAAAACUUAGCCAUAACCCUAAGUGGACCCCAUAUAUACCAAGUUAAUAUAUAUACAUGUACAUGUAUAUAUAUAUAUCCUUUUAUGAAUUUGUAUAUAUGAAUAGAAUUUUUAUGUUGAGAAAAUUACAUACAUUGUAUGUGAGUAAAAUUUUAUAUGCUGUAGUCUAUCAGAUUGUAUCAUAAAGUUUUAUUUUUCUUUUUUAUGUAAAUCAUUAAAAUAAUCACCUAUUUUUCCUAUAA